AUGAGCACCGAUACGGAAUACGAAAACCGGCUAACGGCACCACUAGUGAGCAACAUAGCCGUAUCGCCAUUGAUCCUGCGGCGAACACACUGGAAAAUGCAGAGGUACGCGCUGCAGAUGGCCGACGAGCCGAUUACUUAUUUGAAAGAUGUGAGAGAGAGAGAACAGACGCUGCAUGGCUCCACGAACACCUGGCUCAAAAGGGAUUCGUCGACCAGCGGCAAUCUAGCAGACAAAUGGCUGUGGAGAACGACCAAGCAGAGCUGCAGCAACGAGCUGUUCGUCUGGAAACCGAUCGUAAGUGUGUUUCCUGCUUUUCUCGUUCACACAUCAUCGGUGUGCCAACAGAUGCGUCAAUACAGAUGCGUCCGAUUCUUCCUUCGACAACGACAGAAACACCAGUCUUACGAGCGUGAGGUUGCAACCGACUGA
Soboliphyme baturini is the source of this 432-nucleotide messenger RNA. The record is from the annotation of a GenBank genome assembly. NCBI's taxonomy places the organism in Eukaryota, Metazoa, Nematoda, Enoplea, Dioctophymatida, Soboliphymatidae.